Molecule: messenger RNA, 870 nt
Organism: Ixodes scapularis (black-legged tick)
Lineage: Eukaryota; Metazoa; Arthropoda; Arachnida; Ixodida; Ixodidae
Product: juvenile hormone acid O-methyltransferase-like
Exons: 3
Coding region: 1-870 (289 amino acids)
Molecular function (GO): S-adenosylmethionine-dependent methyltransferase activity
Source: RefSeq, a predicted model, not a curated record
AUGGCCACAAACAACGAAACCUCGAUCACUUUACUGGAUGCGAAGCGCUACAAUGAUGCUACCGCAAAGACAUGGUUCUCGUUUGCCGUCGAUGGACUGGAAGCGAUGAAGGGGACCUACGACAAGGACGCCAGAGAUGACCAGCAGUUUCUUGAAGUGGGUUGCGGUCCUGGACAUAUCACGCGUUACUGCCUGCUUCCCCGCUGCUUGCCAUGCCGGAGAAUCGUCGCAGUAGACGUGUCGAGGGACAUGGUGGAAUACGCGCAGACGCACUAUGCCCAUCCAACGAUCUCCUACGACAUCCUCGACAUCGUAACAGAUGACGUGGUCGACUUCGUCAAAAUGUAUGGAAGGUUUGAUCGCGUCUACUCCUUCAACUGUUUCAACUGGGUAGAAAAUCAGGAGAAAGCGUUCAAAAAUCUUGCAGAGCUAAUGGAACCAGGAGCCGAAUGUUUGUUGUGGUUCUUUGCUGCCAGUCCACAUAUUCGAUUUCGGCAGAACUUAAUCAAGAUGGCACGUUGGAAGAAGUACGCGGAGAUCUGCAGAAAUUAUAUUCCUCCCACCAUCGAUAUGAAUGGACCAGACGAAAUUCUUCCCUACAUUUUAAAUCUUUUGAAAUCCGCUAACCUUACACCAUCUGUAUGUGAGGUAACCAGGGAAGCACCCAUAAAAUAUCCAAGUCCCAAGACCAUAACCCACGAGCUGAUGGCAAUGAAUCCUUUGACAACAUUACUAACCGGGGCAGAGAAAUUGAAACUUCUUGAAGAUGCGAACAAAGAAGCUAUCAAACUUUGGACUAUGCAAGAAACCUAUGAAACUCCAAUAGAGUUUGACGUUGUCAGAUUGUGUGCAUUUAAGCCUCAACAAUGA